ACAAAUAAGCUUCUUGUAUACAGAAUGUUAUGCUUUCAACAUACUUGGUUUGCUUUUUUCUAUUAAGCUCUACAAACAUACAUACAUAAAGUGAUUUUAGCACAAUUUUUUAAAAUUCUUCUCUCUCGUUUUGUGCUAAAAUUACUCACAUUUUGAGUUGAAAAGCACUCGCGAGAGGUUGUGUCUAAGCAAAACAAGUAUAUUCAUAAAAAAUUACAUGAACAUAACUUUGAAAAAUUGGAACAUAUCGAAUGAAAAAUAUUAAAUUGAAAAUAAUGCAAUUUCAAUAAGUUCUAAACUAUUUAAAUUUCAAAGCAAAAUUGGAAUGAAGUGAUCAUAAGUAUUACAAUUACAUAGCUGUAAAAAUAGUUGUUGUUACAUGUGACACAUUAAAAAUCAAAUGAAAUAAAAUAAAAAUAAAAAUAAGAAUGGAUGUAACGGAUAAGUCAUAUACAUUUAAGAGAGGCUUUGAUCCAACAAGAAUUACAACAAGAGCUAAGCUACAAAAUAGACGCUGUAAAUUAAAUCAGGAGAUUAACAAAGAACUUCGAUUGAGAGCCGGUGCAGAAAAUCUUUUUAAAGCAACUACGAACAAAAAGUUAAGGGAAACAAUCACACUUGAAUUGAGCUUUAUGAAUUCAACUCUUCAAUUACUAAAAGAACAACUAGCGGAACUUAAUUCGGCAGUAGAAGUAUAUCAGCAUGAUGAAAAACAUGAAGAGUAUCUUCCUAUGAUUCCACUUGGUUUGAAGGAAACAAAAGAAGUAGAUUUUUUUGAACAGUUUUCUGAUUUCAUACUUGAACAUUAUUCUGUCGAUCCCUCAAAUUUUGAAGAUUCAAUAUUAGAUCUUAUAGAUACAAGACAGGCAUCACGAACUCCUACAAGAGAUCAAGCUGGAGUGGAAUUACUUUGUAAAUACUACAAUCUUUUGUACUAUGCUGAAAGAAGAUUUUUUCCUGUAGAGCAACGAAAUAUUGGAUUGUUUUUCGAAUGGUUUGAUUCAAUCACAGGAGAGCCAUCAUGUCAAAAAACCAUUGCGCUUGAGAAAGCAUCAAUUCUUUUUAAUAUUGCUGCACUUUAUACACAAAUUGGAGCAAAAACUGACCGUACAAAAGUAGAUGAAUUAAACUAUGCAGUCGAUUGUUUUUUGAAAGCAAGCGGCAUCUUUCAGCAUAUUAUAGAAACUUUUACAAAUGCACCAUCAUUUGAUCUUCAACCAUAUGUUCUCGAUAUAUUUGUUCUUCUAAUGAGAUCACAAGCACAUGAGUGUAGAUUCAAAGUGUUACAAAUGGAAAAUUCAACUGAUUAUGAGAGGCUUUUUAUAGAAUCGAAUUGUUUAAUGCGAGAAUAUGGGAAAAUUCAUUACGACAUACAACUGAAUGGAAUAAACUUGCCGGCAUGUUGGGAGGCUCUGAUUCCUCUAAAGACUGAAUUUUUUAAAUCAUUAUCUCAUGUGUAUUUUGCAAAAAAUGUUGCAAAAACUGAAUUACAAAACAAAGAUGCCAUGAAUGACAAAAACCGUUUGAAAAUUAUAAAAGCACAUCUUCAAGCGUCUCAAUCAAGUCAUGAAGAAAUUUUAAGAUUACAGCGUAUGUGCAGAGAACUGAGAACAAAAAUUAAAAUCUCUAAAGUUCUUCAUGAUUUAGAGGAAUGUAUUUGUAACGAAAUGUAUACAUUACCAGAAAACAUCAAUGAUGAUGAGGGCGAAAUAAUAGACACAACAAUAAAGGAAACGACAUCAAAAUGUAACUUAGUAAAUAUUGCACCUGAUUUUGGUAAAGUUGAAGAUCCUUUCAAAGAACUAGGACCGAUAGCGGUAUUUUCUGCUCGAAGAAGUUGGAGUGCACCUCGAAGCGUAAGACUCCAUAAAACUGAUUAUCAAACAAAAAGUAAUGGCACGGAAGAAUUUGGAUUCUGUAUUAAAAGCAAUUCUCCUGUAAUGAUUAGUCACGUUGACAUAAAUUCUGUUGCAGACCUGGGUGGUUUAAAAGUUGGUGACUUUAUUGUGGAAAUAAAUGGUCAUGAUGCAAAGUAUUACACGCAAGCAGAAGUACUAGAAAAUAUUCGAAUAUCAAUGAAUACAUUAGAUUUGAAAAUCAUCACACCAAUGCAAUUCAUUAGCAAGCCUGGAUUUGUUUCGGAUUUGAUUGAAAAGUCGUUUGCUCAUUUGUCAGAUACUUCUUCAUCUGGAAUAUCGUCUGGUGCAUCAAGUCCCACCAACACGAAUAAAUUAUUGAAAAAUCGAUUUUCAAAUGUUUGGAAAAAUCUGAGAUACAAAAUGAAAUGAAAAUGACAAAUUAUAUGCAAAAUAAACCUUGUUAUUAAGAACAAUUGUGUAGAAAUAAACAUAGAGGUUGUUACAAAAUUAUUAUAUCUCAAAUAAAAUAGAUAUUUAUAUUUGCAUUCGCUUCUUGUUUCAGUUGAUUGACAUUGAUUCAAUAAGAAAACAAAUUUAGAAAUAAUUGAAAGUUAAUAUUUAAAUAACAAGUUUUCAAAAAAAAAAAAAAAAAAGAAGGAAGAAAAUAUGAGAAAUUAAGAAAUGGAAAAUUCUUAUGUGGUUUAAUUACGUUGAAGUGUAAAGCUUUAGGAAUGUGCUGAAUCGCAAAGAACAAUUUCAAUUUUGACAAAAAAAUUUUGUUGUGAAUUGUAUAGUUUGAUUACUUCUUGCCAACCCUACUACCAUAUUUUGAAGUGG
Molecule: messenger RNA, 2696 nt
Organism: Chironomus riparius
Lineage: Eukaryota; Metazoa; Arthropoda; Insecta; Diptera; Chironomidae
Source: the annotation of a GenBank genome assembly